Nasonia vitripennis (jewel wasp) is the source of this 1789-nucleotide messenger RNA. RefSeq names its product venom metalloproteinase 3-like. The transcript is spliced from 11 exons. The coding region runs from base 295 to 1593 and encodes 432 amino acids. The record is from RefSeq and is a predicted model, not a curated record. Gene Ontology annotation, biological process: proteolysis. Lineage: Eukaryota; Metazoa; Arthropoda; Insecta; Hymenoptera; Pteromalidae. Gene Ontology annotation, molecular function: metalloendopeptidase activity.
GGUCUCCUAUCAGUAUACAGAGCAACGAGCGAGUGAGAUAGAAGGUCAAAGCUAUCGUAUGCGAAAUUUUAAUUGUUUAUUUACUCGUACCCUUUGUGUAUGAUACCUAGUGUAAAAUAGGUGGAACGUUUUUAGAGAACGAUGAGUGUCAUAGAUUCGGAUUCUGCCAACAGUGCAUGUAUGAAAGUGUUGCCAAAUUUGUACAGAGCCGAUGGCGCUGUUUAUUACAGCGAAAUAAUGUCGUAAAUUAAUUGAAGUUGCGUAAAAGAAAAAUAGUACAAAAUUAUAUAAAUUAUGAUGCCUUACAGAGUAGCUUUUCUGUCACUGUGCUUUUUUUCCGCCAGUACUGCCUUACUUAAAACAAAUGAAAUCGAAAGCACGCUUUAUCAAGAUGAAGGGGCAGUUACCGAAGUCAAAACUUCGCAAGAAAAUAGAUACAGGCGCAAUUUACGCCCUGUUGAGUUUGACAUUAACGGAGAAAAAGCUAAGCUGAAUCUGGUUCUCUCUAAACGAAAAGUCUUUUCUCCGAGUGCUCCGAUUUGGCUUGUAAGAUCUCAUCAAGGACACACGCCGAAUUAUACCUACGAGUUGUUAAAAAAUAGAAAAGAUAUAUUAGACGGCGACUUUUACGUAGAUAAUAAAAAUAAAGCUGUCAUUUUAGUCCGUUACGAUCAUGAGAAGAACACGAUGCUGUAUGAUGGCGUUUUCGGCGAAGGAAGUGCAAGACGUAUUAUACACUCGCUUUCUGAAAACUCCAAGGUUCGAUCAAAACGCGCUAAUGAUCUGAAUUAUAAUCACAUAGUUUAUGCCUUGCUCGAAGUCGACGAACUUGCCGAUUCUGUGUUUGACACACAGCAGAUAGUUAUAGAGCGCAACGGAGUUUUAUUGGACAAACUGGACGUUCCUCUUGAUACUUUGUAUCCCAAACUUUUGGUUGUCGUAGAUUAUCAUCUCUUCAAGCUUUUAGGAAAGGACGUUACGCGCACUGUCAGAUAUGUUGCUACAUUUUGGAAUAUAGUGGAUCAAAAAUAUGAGAGGCUUGAAACUCCGAAAGUGCAAGUUAUAGUAACGGGUAUAGUCAUCGUCGAAGACGAAAAGGCUUUGAAUUUUAUUUAUCGCAGCCGUAAUGAGACUGAAAAAGCUGAUAUCGAUCAGCUAAUGGAAUACAGUCGUUUGUAUUUUUCUCAAGACUUUGUUAACGAUACCAGCUUUAAAAAUUAUGAUGCUGCGAUUCUUAUGACUGGGCUCAAAAUGAACCUAAUUGAAGGCUUCUUUGAGAUUUCCGGAUUAGCUGCUAAAUUGGGGGGAAUAUGCAGCCGACAAUACAACGUUGCUAUUGUAACGGAUAGCGGCGCAUAUCGCAACACUUUAAUAGCGAUACACGAAUUAGGACAUUUAUUAAACCUUUCACACGAUUUCGCUGACGAAUGCAACGGAAUCUCUUAUCUUUUUGGUUCUUUGAAAACGACGGUUAUGUCAUCUCCGACGAAUGGCAGCGAAAUUUUUUGGUCCGACUGUAGUCUGAGAUUGUUGAAAGAGUUUUCUACUUUAAAAGCAGCCAAAUGCUUAGCUACACGUCAUCGUACAAUGUAAAAAUGGUGCAUCGAAAAUAAAAAGCUGUAAAUAAUAAUAAUAAAUAAAUGCUGUAAAUAAAACCAUUAUAUUAUGUUCUGAAGACCAAAUAAUUAUGUAUUAACGUUAAAGUAACUAUCAUAUUGAUCAUCGUAUUAAAUGUAAAUAUUUUCAACGUCGUAUUGUAUUAUAUGCCUAAAUAAAAAUAAUAUCCAUA